Molecule: messenger RNA, 2076 nt
Organism: Nicotiana tabacum (common tobacco)
Lineage: Eukaryota; Viridiplantae; Streptophyta; Magnoliopsida; Solanales; Solanaceae
Source: RefSeq, a predicted model, not a curated record
AUGCUGAUGGGCGAUCGUGUAGUUCCAAAAGCACGUUUCUUAUAUGGGUUUGAUAACUCAAUCGUUAUUACAAAGGGCGAGAUUGAACUAAGCACAAACGCAGAAGAGGUCAUCAAAAAAACAAAAUUUCAAGUGAUAGACACGGAUAUGGCUUAUAAUGUGAUUCUUGGGAGGCCGUGGAUUCAUGAUAUGGAUGUUGUGCCAUCCACAUUACAUCCGGUUAUCAAAUUCCCUUCAAAAUGGGGAAUUCAACAGAUUCGAGGAGAUCAACAAACUUCAAGGAGCAUCAAUUCGGUGAUACAGCCAAGUCAAAAAGAUACGAAUUCAAGUCCAAAAGAUACGAGUGCAAGUCAAAAAGAUACGGGUGCAAGUGAGAAAGAUUCUGUAAAUCCAAUUUCAACAGAAAUUAUAUCAAAACAAACAGACGUGGACUCCUCACCAGAUGUAAUUCAAGAGCCAGAGGAGAACGAAAAUAUUAAAAUAACGAUUGAGGAGCUUGAAGCUAUUCCACUAUUCGAACAAUGGCCAAAUCGAAGAAUUCAUAUUGAAGCAAGGUUAAACCCAGAUAGGAGAGUAUUGAAGAAGCAAAAUCAGUUUGAAUGGACUGAGGAAUGCCGACAAGCCCUCAAAGAUUUGAAGGCAUACUUAACAAAUCCUCGCCUACUGUCUAAACCAAGGGAUGGAGAAAGACUAUUUGUAUAUCUUGCAGUUGCAGAAGUAGCUGGGACUUACACUGCUAGAGAGGCACGAAUGCAACAAUACUUGAAAAAGGCACGAGAGCUGGUCAGGCAAUUUCAAUCAUGGAAGAUCGUGCAAAUACCCAGGGAAGAAAACGCAGAAGCAGAUACGUUGGUUAACCUUGCUUCAGUUGUAGGAGUAACGAAUGAAGAAAAUGCUAUUGUAAUACAUUUAUUUCAUUCAGCACUUGACCAGGAUAAACAUGAGUACGGGAUCGUACCUAGAGGCAAGAAAGAAUUUCAAGUGCUUCGACGAAAAUCUGCUCGUUAUUGCCUAAUUCGAGAUAAUUUAUAUCGAAAAAUGUUUGGCGGUCCUUUAGCAAAGUGCCUUGGACCCAAUAAAACGGAGUACGUGAUGAGGGAAGUACAUGAAGGACAUUGCGGAAAUCACGCAUGUGGAAGAUCUUUAGUUAAAACACUAAUCAGGGCAGGAUACUACAGGCCUAAAAUGGAAGAAGAUGCGGAAAAUGUUGUAGCCAAAUGUCAUAAGUGUCAACGAUAUGCCAACAAUAUUCAUCGACCUGCAAAGUUAUUACAUACAGUCAUUUUCCCAUGGCCAUUUAUGAAAUGGGGAAUGGAUAUAGUAGGGUAUUUAUCACAAGCUAAAGGAAAGGUAGAGGCAAGAGCUUUCAAACAAGUACGAGAAAAAGAGGUGAAAGACUUCAUUUGGCGAAACAUUAUAUGCCGGUUUGGAGUUCCAAAAGAUAUCGUAUGUGAUAAUAGCCCACAAUUUAUAGGCUCGAAAAUCACGGAGUUCUUUCAAAGUUGGCAAAUCAAACGAGUAACCUCUUCACCUUACCAUCCCGUGGCAAAUGGACAAGUUGAGUCAACAAAUAAGAUUAUCAUCAAUAAUUUGAAGAAUAGACUAGAAAAAUCAAAAGGGAAUUGGCCUGAAGAAUUACCAGGAGUGUUAUGGGCUUAUAGAACCACAACAAAAACAGCCACGGGAGAAACUCCAUUUUCGCUUGUGUACGGUUCAGAAGCUUUAAUCCCAGUUGAAAUUGGAGAACCAAGCACGAGAUUCAUAAUGGCAAUGGAAGAGUCGAACGAUGAGGAAUUAAGAACAAACUUGGACUUACUCGAACAAAGAAGAGAAUCAAUUUUAAUAUGGAUGGCAGCACAAAAGAAAAUCAUAGAACGAUACUACAACAGAAAGGCUCACCUAAGGUACUUCAAAAUUGGGGACUUCGUUCUUAAAAAGGUUUUCCAAUCAAUGAAAACAACCGGAGCAGAAAAGUUAAAUACAAAUUGGGAAGGACCCUAUAAAGUUCGAGGUAUCGCUGGAAAAGGUGCCUGCGAGUUAGAAACCAUGGAUGGCAAGGUUUUACCCUCAAGUUAG